Messenger RNA from Elephantulus edwardii (Cape elephant shrew), 969 nucleotides. It is a transcript of the gene DUS4L, whose product is annotated as dihydrouridine synthase 4-like (S. cerevisiae). The transcript has 6 exons. Lineage: Eukaryota; Metazoa; Chordata; Mammalia; Macroscelidea; Macroscelididae. Gene Ontology annotation, biological process: tRNA processing. The coding region runs from base 16 to 969 and encodes 317 amino acids. Gene Ontology annotation, molecular function: tRNA dihydrouridine synthase activity; flavin adenine dinucleotide binding. The record is from RefSeq and is a predicted model, not a curated record.
AACAAAGCUGUAUUCAUGAAAAGUGACUGCAUAAAACCUGUAACGUGCGAAGAAAGAAAAAAGGAUCCAAUUGAAUUGUUUCACUCUGGACAGCUAGUAAAAGUUUGUGCCCCAAUGGUUCGAUAUUCAAAGUUGGCUUUUAGAACACUUGUAAGAAAAUACAAUUGUGAUCUAUGUUAUACACCAAUGAUAGUUGCUGCUGAUUUUGUCAGAUCUGUAAAAGCCAGAGACAGCGAAUUUACCACAAACCAAGGUGAUUGCCCAUUGAUUGUCCAGUUUGCUGCUAAUGAUGCAAGACUUUUAUCUGAAGCUGCUCGUAUAGCCUAUCCCUACUCAAAUGGAAUAGAUAUUAACUGUGGUUGCCCUCAGAGAUGGGCAAUGGCAGAAGGCUAUGGGGCUUGCUUAAUAAAUAAGCCAGAGCUUAUUCAAGAUAUGGUGAAACAAGUAAGAAAUCAAGUGGAAGACCCCAGAUUUUCAGUAUCUAUUAAAAUAAGGAUUCAUGAUGAUCUUACAAGAACUGUGGAUCUUUGUCGGAAGGCUGAAGCUACUGGAGUUUCUUGGAUUACAGUCCAUGGAAGAACUGUUGAGGAAAGACACCAGCCAGUCCACUACGAUGCCAUCAAAAUCAUUCAAGAAAAUAUCUCUAUACCUUUAAUAGCUAACGGAGAUAUCAAAACCUUAAGAGAAGCAGAAAAUAUAUGGCAAAAAACUGGAACAAGUGGUGUGAUGGUUGCAAGAGGACUCUUAACAAACCCAGCCCUGUUUGCUGGAUAUGAGGAAACACCACUGACGUGCGUCUGGGACUGGGUUGACAUUGCUCUUGAACUCGGAACUCCAUUUACGUGUUUCCAUCAGCAUUUAAUGUACAUGAUGGAAAAGAUAACUUCAAGGCAGGAAAAAAGAGUGUUUAAUGCUUUGUCAAGCACAUCAGCAGUGCUGGAUUACCUUACAGACCAUUAUAGCAUCUGA